Populus nigra (black poplar) is the source of this 811-nucleotide messenger RNA. RefSeq names its product prefoldin subunit 2. NCBI's taxonomy places the organism in Eukaryota, Viridiplantae, Streptophyta, Magnoliopsida, Malpighiales, Salicaceae. The transcript is spliced from 3 exons. Gene Ontology annotation, cellular component: cytoplasm; prefoldin complex. Gene Ontology annotation, molecular function: protein folding chaperone. The coding region runs from base 217 to 654 and encodes 145 amino acids. Gene Ontology annotation, biological process: protein folding. The record is from RefSeq and is a predicted model, not a curated record.
AACAACUGUGCAUUCAUUAACAUACAUAUGUUUUUGCUUGAAAAGGGCAGAAAAGUCAUCUGCGGUCCUCGGCUCCUCCAGGGUUUAAACAUCGAGUGACUCUCUCCGUUCUGUCCCCCACUCUCGCUCGGUUCCCUUGUUAGAGCAGAUUAGAGAGAAAAACGAGACCACCUAUUUGUAUCAGAGUAUUUAUGCCCUUUACCUUUGCACAGAAUCAUGGCUGAAAGUGAUAGAAACGAACCAAUCAACGAGCAAGUAGUUGCGAAUAUGUACACUGCUAUGCGAUCUGAACUAAACCAAAUUUACUCGAAAAUAACUGAACUUGAGAUGGAUGUGAGUGAGCAUUCAUUAGUCAUCAAUGCUAUCCAACCGCUUGACCCUUCCAGACGAUGCUACCGAAUGAUUGGAGGUGUGCUGGUCGAGAGAACUAUCAAAGAGGUUCUGCCUGCUGUGCAGCGCAAUAAAGAGGGCAUUGAGGAGGUUAUUGCAAGGCUUAAUGAGGCUGCUGAAAGGAAGAAAAAGGAAAUUGCUGAUUUUGAAGCCAAGUACAAGAUCAGGAUAAGAAAGUCUGACAGUGAAGUAAAAGAUGAUACUAACAAGAAGGAGGGCUCUUCUCAAGGUGUUCUUGUGGGUCCUGCAGGUUCAAGUGAAUGAGAGCUCUCAUAUACUUUUCCAUCUUUAUAGUUUAUCGGACAUGUUUGAUCAAGUUUUCCUCACUCUUUUGUGUAUGGUGUCCGCGCUAUGGACAUGUAGUUUGUUGAAGAUGGUUGUUUGACUAGCUUAUAUGAAUGAACCUGAUUGUGUUUGAAAA